Messenger RNA from Varroa destructor (honeybee mite), 6080 nucleotides. RefSeq names its product spectrin and immunoglobulin domain-containing protein zormin (gene zormin). NCBI's taxonomy places the organism in Eukaryota, Metazoa, Arthropoda, Arachnida, Mesostigmata, Varroidae. The record is from RefSeq and is a predicted model, not a curated record. Gene Ontology annotation, cellular component: cytoplasm; extrinsic component of membrane; plasma membrane. Gene Ontology annotation, molecular function: protein binding; guanyl-nucleotide exchange factor activity. Gene Ontology annotation, biological process: axon guidance.
UUUUAUAUAUGCUUCUUCUUCUUCCUGCUUCUAGAACUUGUGCUUCUGGCUCUCUACUGCAACUAGCAUAAUUAGUGCGCGCCGUGGCCGCUUCCCCUACCAAUAAUAACUCAUUUGAAGUUAUACCACUACGAAUUCUGUGGCGGCUAUAGUUAUACUUGGCCACCCUGUGUCACCUACGAUUGAUCAGAUUGUUUUCAUUGUCCAAGGAGGUACUAGUGACGGAUUCGCUACGGCUGCAAUUUGACUCAACAUCGUACUGAGUUAGCAGUCUCCGCAGGCGUGGGACAGCAGCGACCCGAUAAAAAACAAGAGAGAAGCAAUUUCGUCGGUUGGAGUAAAAGGACGUUCCGAUAGCGUUUGUAGUGCACGCGCGAAACUGAGCGAGUGGAAAAGCGUGAGAGUUCGUUUCGUCGAAAACCGAAAUCAUUUGUCUAUAUUUGUUGUUAAGUGUUCAACAAUGAUGCCAAGAGAAAUCCUAACUAUUGUGACACAUAUAACGGGACCAGCAGCAGCAGCAAUGAAUCGAAAGAGAUAAUAGAAGGCAAGCAACAGAUUAGAGAAAUUGUCAAAUAAAUCGUUGAUGAGAACCAAACUGCACAAAAUACUCGAAGACCUGAAAGCACCCAUUGAAUCUUCAAAGAAUACUCCGACGUUUGUUUGACUGCGUAUGUGGAUCGUAUCGAUUAUCAAAGACUGCAUGUUAUAUAUGGGUUAUAUAAACAUUUGAAGUGGAACUCUUUGAUUCAGAAGAAAAAUUUGAAAAACGGUCUAGUUCGGCGGACAAAAUGAGUGCACCUACGGAAACAAAUAAACAGAUAGGGGCCGACACACAGGCCAAUGAAACUGGAACGACGACAAUAAGCAGCGUUGCUAUACAAAGCGGUGCAACAAAACUUGUGCUCGCGUUGUUACAGUGUGCGGAAUGCAUUAAGCUAAAAAUUCAAGAAAUGGUACCUUUAUUCACGGAUAUCGGAUCGAAUCUUGAGGAGGCUUCUCAGCUCUGUAAGCAGCACGAUUCUGUCUUGGAAAAACUUCAGGGGCAGCAGAAUCCUGUUGAAGAGUUGCUAAAGCAGGCAGAUGAAACAAUUACUAGACAGAAACCUAGGAAAGAGGUGUAUCAAGCAAUGGCUGAUAGUCUCGGCCAUGCAUGGAGGGAUCUGAAUAGCCAGUUAGAACAGAGGAAACUUAUCCUACACCAGGCGGUGAUGUUCCAUACACGGGCACGAACACUUCUUGAGAAGCUGACUCGUGCUGAAAUGGAAUUCGGUGAAAGCUUCAUUCCUCAUGAUGCGCAAAAGUGCCACCAGGCAUUAGAACAACUGCGAACAGCAAGAGAAGCAUUGACAAAUUGUUCGAAGCAGCUGUCAACCGAAGCUGAUCUACUUCUUGAUUUUGUGCGUCCCAUUGCUGAACGUUCAUUGGCAGACUCACGGUCAGAGUACAUGCGAAAAGCCGCCGAAAAGACCCUGCGAGAAAUUAGCGACUACGAGGAGUUCUUACAGACGAAGAUGGCGGAGGUGGAAGUGAUACUGUCUCAGAGGGAGUUCAUGUUGAUUGGGUCGACUCGCAAAAGAGAGCUGGAAGAGGGUCUUCGUUCUCUGGAAGAGUGGUACCGAUCUGUUAGCAAGAAGAUUCUCGAUGAGAGGUCGCUCGGAAGCAGCAGUCAAACAACUCAGGCCAUACUCAAUGACCUAAUCGGGAAACUCGACGACGUUAAGAACAAACGCCAACAGGCGGCAAUCAAACUAUUGAAGUCUACUGAGGAUCCAUCGUGCGGCGGUUACACAAGCUCCGAUCUUCAGCAGAGAGCUUAUCUUCUUCUCUCUAACAUCACAGAUGUGGAAGAAAGUCUUCACACAAGAAUUGAAUAUCUCCACAAGGCGGAAGAUUUCUUCACAAAGACGGAUGAGAUAAUUGGGAACAACAAAGACGACGCCGACGCUGAUUGUGCGAAAAGGAAAGAAAUACUCGUUAAAGAAGCUCAAGAUUUAGUAAAAUUUUAUGAAGUUGAACCCUCUGCUGUUGCUGGUGUUAAGAUCGCUUUGAAUAAGCUCAUAAAUAGAACUACAGCAGAAACGAUAACAAGCACAAUAAGUCAAACCUCAACUUCAGGCAGGAAGAAGGCUGACACAACAGGUGGACAAAGUCUGCUUUCAUCGAGACCGAAAAUCUCAGAGGAAAAGUUGCUAAUGAAGUCGGCGGGUCAAAGACCAAACAAGCCAUUACCAGCGGUGCCUAAUUUAUCUGCUAGAGAAAAAGUUGAAUCAACUUUAACUACGGAAACAGCUAAAGUUUCCACUACACAGGAUCAGCCCGCCGCCGCUAACGAUGAGAGAUCGCUGUUAACAUCGCCUACCGAGUCAGAUCUCUAUGAAGAGGUCACGCCACAGUCCCUGAACGAGGAUAAGCUUCAGCCAGACGUUCCACGCAAACUUGAAAAAUACAAAGAAAGUCUGGUGAACGAAUCUAUACAGGAUACGUUCCCAUCUAAAGAUCAAGUUGCUCCGCAGCAAAUAGAAACGAUCCAAGCGCCGCCUGCUUCCGUCGAGGGAUCUUUUGAUCAAAAGGUUGUUUGUAAAUCUAUGGAUAAGGAGAUCAAGGAAAAGAAGACGACUUACAAAGAGGUCCACCUUGAAGAAGCGAAAAUUACUUCAACUGGCAUUCUCCGUAAAGAGUUCAAGUCAGAAGUAAAGUUACAGGUGGCUACUAUGAUUGCGGAUACUAAAACAACACCAAGUCGAUGCAUAGAUGAGCAGAAGACUAACGAUCAGGCGUUCGUUAUUCAGCGGAGCCCGUCGUUUGUGAAUUUCUGUUCUAAGAUCUGCUCGAUUGAAAAAUGGCUUCACGAGGUGUUAGACGCGUUUCUUCAACAAAACGUUGCGAUCGGGGCGGAUCUGAUUAAUGUCAAAAAAUUUUAUCAAGAACACAGUAAAAUACAGAAUGACCUGAAGGUCAAAGAGAUGGAUGCGUUGGCAGCGUUCUCAACGCUUCCGGCUGUUCUUUCUAUUGGAGGCGACGAUGCAGCGGACGCACAAAAACACGGUCAAAAACUUCGUGAUGACUGGGAGCGUAUUGGCAAUAUUCUUGAGCUGCGAGUCCGUCUUGCCCAAAGAUACGUCAACUUUCUCAAGCUCUCUGUUCAGCUGUCCUCAGAUAUGUCGGAAGUGGAAGAAUCUGUUGGGCGAGCCCGUGCCGAUUUAUCGGAAGUUGAACAAAAAAAUCUUUUCCAAAGCUGGAUGAACGCCCAACAGGCAAUCGUGCAGUUCAAUCAUCAAGCGAAGAUUAUUCAAGAUGACGCAAAACGGAUGCAGGACCCAUAUUUGGAUGUUGCCGCAUUAGUCUCGGCAGUACAAGCUGUACAAGCCACCGUUUCAACGAGAAGAGAUAUUCUAAAGAAAACAUUCGACGUCUGGGAAGAUCGAAAACGAUCUCCGCCACCUCCUAAAAUUUCACAGGCAGAGCAGCUAAUGCGCGAAACACAACGCACAAAAGAAUCCGCACAGAAGCUGGAGAAGGAGCUCUUCCCAAUAAUUCCUCGAGAGCUCAACCGUGCAGAGAGCAUCCGAAGGUAUCUGAAUAGGCAUAUUGACACCCUCAUGCCACUUGUUAGGACAGUACAAUCCGAGUUGGAGGUCCGACUCCGGUCCAUGGACCAUUUGUUGACGAAGGCACAGCACGAGUCAGAGAAAAAGGAACUGCUCAAGGUUAAGGACGUCUUGGAGGAAGCCCUUAGUAGGCUACUAACAAAAAUUAGCGACUACGAGAGUAUUGUUGAGAAGCUUGCCGGCUUCCUUGUUAAUGUGGAAAAGAUGGAGAAAAGUGCGGAGACUGUUGAAAAGCUCGGCAAAGGUUCCGGUUGCGAUCCUAUUGCGUUGGAGGAUCUGGGUAGAGCUCUUGAAACUCAGCAGACUCAUGCUUUAGACCGAGUUGUUAUUCUGGCACAGGAAUCUGAUCAAUUGGUCCAGCUCAUCGAUAAGCUUGAACCGGCUGCGGCGGCAACCCGCGAUAAGGAAAAAAUUUCUCGCCUAGUAGAAGCCACAAGGCAACAUUUUGAAAGUGUUCUGUCUCAACAAAAAGUUAAACUGGCCGAAUCGAAAAAACUAUUAGACUUCAAGGCGAACACACAGAUGUUGAAUCAACGAAUUGACCAGCUAAGUGAAGAUCUGUCCUCGCUAAGAUCGGCCUUCGGUGAUAACUUCAUAGCUGCAAAAACCGCACAAACAUCGUUUGAGCACUUCGAGGAGACCGUUAAGUGUCUAGAACGACAAAUCAAUGAGUUCGUGAAGCUGUCGCAACGUUUGACUUCUGAUCGGCGCCUGGAUACGCGGCAGGUCAAAAGCGAGGUAGCUAGUCUACAAUUCAAGUGGAACGCAUUCACGCGUCUGGUACAAGACAACCGCAAGUUGGUAGAUGUCGGCGUUCUCUAUUUUUCUGUUCUCGACGAGACCGAAAAAUGGUACCGCGAAACAAACGACUACCUCGUCCGGGUCAACCAACUCUGCAAUAAUGCACAGAGGGCUGACAAAGAAGUACUUCUUAACGAAGUUCAAAGUCGGAUUCAUUCGUCGCAACUAGACCAAGAGGACCGACUUAAAAAGCUGAUCAGUCUGGGUCAGCAGUUGUACCAAGGUCGAGUACCAGCGAACGCGGAGCGAGUCAUUCAGGAGACCCGAACAGUGCUCGAGACUCUCCAACUUCUAGUGGCCCAGCUUCGCAAGCAGUCUAUGCAAGCAUCACUGAUGCAAUUCCAACAGCCCGCAAUUCCACAGCAGCCGACUAAAAGUCAGAGCUUUGCAAGCCAGUCAAGUUUCCAGACGUCGUUUUCUUCAACGCAAGAGGUCAAAUCGAUGUUUUUGCAAUCCCAAGAGAAAAAUACAAAGGCGUUUACCUCCGUCCACGAAGAGCAAACCCGAUCGUUUCGGCAAGUUGAACAGCACGCACCAGCUCCCGUUAAGCGUAUGCAUUCGGUUCAAUUGUUCCGAGCUCCCAAUAACAGUGAAGUUGGGGGACAGACUACGGUUGCAUCUUGUCCUUCAUCAGUAGCAGAGGACGUGCCAGCAACGAGUAGAUCCAAAACGUUCCCACGAAAUGCGUCAUCGGCUAGGCGUAACUUGCCCGCUGUUGGAGGACUUCUCUCUAGCUCGUCAUACCCGUUUUUUGCAGUUCCUUUGGAAGAUAUCGAAACGCCCGAGCUUCGUCGGGUCACUCUUCGUUGCGUUGUUCAAGCUUUUCCCGCACCAAGGAUUUCGUGGUACAAAGACGGAACGAUGAUUCGCCCUAACAACUAUAUAACGCCAACCUUCGAUGACAGUACAGGAGAGUGCACGCUCUGCAUGCAGGAAGUUUUUGUCGCCGAUAGCGGCUUGUACUCGUGUAAGGCUGUCAAUUCGUCGGGACUGGCAGAAACGAAGGCUCGACUCUGUGUACGCGGAGAACGCUUUAGGAUCAGACUUUACUAGUCGUCAAGGCCAGUGAUCGAAUUGUCGAUCCACUGAGUAGUCAUCUCCGUCUUUUUUCCUGCAUAAAUUUCAUGUCUGUGACAAGUUCUAUUGCAUAUUAUUACAUUGGGUGCAAAUGUAGUUGAACUGAGCACGAGUAAGUCGACGUCCUUUCAACAAUGUAGCAGGUUGCAUUCAUUAUUUUCUGAAAAAUAAGACCCUUCGGCUCAAGUGCCAACUUACGUGGGUUACACAUAUUCUUAUAGAUGUUUAUGCAGAGCAAAAAUGUUUCGAAGCUUCACGAGCUCAAAUCAUUUUCUGUAUCGUAUUAGGUGUGAUUGCCCCAAUCAAGAACUAGAGAACCUUCAUUUCCAUACACAUUUUCAUAAAUAACUGAGCGAAAACCAAAAGUAUCUCUGUCUUGUAAUAUGUACAUCUGGAUCACCAUUUAUUUGGUGAAUAUACACUUGAUUUAUAUAAUUUCGUGUGUUGGCGACAAAUACGUUAUCAUGAUUUUAAUUUUUCUCAAUUCGGCAAAACAGCGGCUACCGCUAAAGGCUUGUUAUAUUUAUAAGAAACUAUCUAUCAAAAGCUUCUUAAAUGCAAAAAAAUAAAUUAUGCGCAUUGUGGUAAUAUUUA